AUGAAUUGCACUUAUCAUAUCAAAAAUCCAAUAUCUUUGAUAUGUAUAGCCCCUCAUAAGUGCUAAUGCUAAAGGAAACUUUGUGUUGAAUGCCUUUACGAACAUGAAGUGGAUAUGAAAAAACAUGCAAUUCCGAUUACUAAAUUUCAAGAAAUGGCAAUGAAGAAAUUAAAAGACUUCAACCUUAAUGAUACAACUGAGUUAACCAAAUAGAGAGUGGCCUUUAAAGCCUUGCUCACUCAAACAGAAUUAAUGAUGAAGAAAAUUUGGGAAGAAUUGUCACAAUCUAUCAAAUAAGUAUACGAUUAGAUUGAAAAGGAAAACUAAUCAUACUUAAACCUCAUUAAUGAAAACACCAAUCUAGCUGAAUCCUCUUACACUGAUAUAGAAUAAUUAGUCAAAAUUGUAGAAGGAACAACUUUAAUAGAUUGGAAUGCUUAGAAGAAUUCUUAUAUGAAGGAGUUAGAUAAGACCAAGAGCUGGUGGGACCAGCAUAUAAAGGCUUUUAUUGAGAAGUCUAACUAAGGAAUUCAAUAGAUCCAAUCAUUAAUUAAGUAAGUCUUAUAAAUCUUAUCUCUAGGGAAGACGAAGAAGAAGUUUAUUUAAUGAAGGAAGAUCUUUAUGAGAUGCUAAAGUACACCCAAGAUAUUGAUGAAACUAUCUAUAAGAAGGUUCUUGAAAUACUUAAUAAAGAGAAAGUUUCAGACAUUAUUGGAUUCCUGUCGAAGACAAACAAUAAUCAGUUUUAUGAAUCUUUAAACUACAAGUAAGAGAAUAUAAUGGUGAUCAAGAAGUAAGUAAAGAAAAUAACUAAUGUCUUGAAAAAUAUUUAGGAUCAUCAAUAUAAUAAAGAUGACUAUUCUCAAGAAACAUAUGAAAAGGAAAGAGCGGAUCUGAUCAAGAGGAUGAAGGAUAACUAAGGGAUCACAGAUUUCAUCAAAUUUUUAGUACGACUAACUAGCAUAGAUGGAAAAUUCAUUCAAUCGGGAUCAAAUGGACUUAGUUUAUUAGUGGCCAUGAAGGUUGAUAUAAGGAACCAAUCCUUUGAGAAUAUCAGGAUCAAGAAUACUUCUUUAAUUGGAGGGAAUUUUGUAAGAUGUAACUUGAGUGAAUCAGAGUUUGAAAAUGUAGAAAUCAGUGGAUUGAAUUUGAAUGGUGCUUAAUUAUUCAAUUGUAAAUGGAAGAACAUGAAAAUCCAUGAAUUGAACAAAUUAGAUGGUCACAGCGGAAGUGUAUUGUCAGUCUAAAUUUCUCCAAAUGGAAAUACUUUAGCAUCUGCAUCUGGUAAUUCAGAUAAGUCUAUCCGUCUUUGGGAUGUAAAAACAGGAUAACAAAAAGCCAAAUUAGAUGGUCAUACUGACGCGGUCUGGUCAGUAUGUUUCUCUCCUGAUGGAAAAACAUUAGCUUCUGGUAGUGUUGAUAAGUCUAUCCGUCUAUGGGAUGUCAAAACAGGAUAAUAAAAAGCCAAAUUAGAUGGUCAUACU
This is a messenger RNA of Paramecium pentaurelia, 1484 nucleotides long. The record is from the annotation of a GenBank genome assembly. NCBI's taxonomy places the organism in Eukaryota, Ciliophora, Oligohymenophorea, Peniculida, Parameciidae.